GAACAUUCCUUAACCUGGAGUCGUUUGUGCUUGAGUUAGUCUGAUCACUAAAUCUGCUUCGUAACAGCUCUUUCACAAAGCCCACAUGUCUUGGUUGCUGAACAGCAGAGCUCUGCCCAGUGGCCCUUACCGAGGACAGUCCCAACUCAGAGGGUUGGUGUUCAGGGGCUUGGUGUUCAGAGGGACAUCUGCCCUUUCUCAUACCUCCCACUUGCCCCACCUAAUGUCUUCCAGCACACCCACUGCAUUUGGGUGGGGAGACAUUUUUCAAUUCCACGUAGCUCUUAUUAUGAGGGCGUUAAGGCACGCACAUAAGCAUCAUUCCUGAGCACAGGGGUCAUGCUGCUCUCAGGAGUGGCAGGACAGAAGUGCCAGUUGCUGCACUGGAUUGCUGCACUCUUCAAGUCAGGAAGAGAGAUAAUACUGCUCUUUAGUUAUAAACUUUGCAAAUCUAGCACCCGUUUCUAACUUCUGCAUUAGCUGAAAAGGGAAAGUUUGCUGCCCUGCCUUUAUAAAUCCCUGUCUUUGCUUCAGCUCUGUGAAGUGCUGGGUUUCCUAAUUCUCUGAGGCCAUUUCAGGAAGGUUCAAUGACUCCAGCUCAAAAGCACAGAUAGCUUACUUCCAGAUAGCUGUUGUGAUUUCUGUUCCAAACUGGUUGUCCAUCUGUCAGUUCAUCACAGAAGUAGUUCAACUGAACCACCACUGAUAACAACUUGGUAUGUAAAGUGCCAGAAGUGUAUCCUAAUGUGGUGUCAGCAGCUGCUUCACCAUCGGCUGAGUCACCACUGCAGUGGGGACAGGGGACAAGAGGGCAGCACAGUGGCAGCCAUCCCAAGGUUGAACUGUCCCCACUGAGGAGCUGCAACUUGGUCUUAAGCAAAAAAGCAGACAACAGGCAGUUUAAGUUAUGACGAUAGGUUGCACCCCUUCCCUCACCUGUAUCCUUCUGCUUAAACCAGUUCUUUCCUCUCUUCAGGAUUGUACAGGGAUGCAGUAAACCCACCAGCUGACUUGGGCUGGGAGGGGAGGCACAGAAGGGUAGAAGAGUACUUGCAUUCAUCAGAUUCUUACUGGACACGUUUGGCAAGAUGGAGCCACCGACCUCCUCCAGGCUGAAUUCCCGAAAGAGAAGAAAAGAUGGAUCUGGCCCCAACGGGGCAGCAGAGCUGGAUGGAAUCCCUCCAAAAAUGUCCCGACGCUCACUCGGACUGAGGGAACCAGCUCCAUUUUCAGAUGAAGUGGAGAUCGACUACAGCAAGCCAUACGUCAGAGUGACAUAUGAAGAAGCCAUGAGAGGGACCCCUUUGGAUCGUCCAGUCAGAGUUUAUGCAGAUGGAAUAUUUGACUUGUUUCACUCUGGACAUGCCCGGGCCUUGAUGCAAGCGAAGAACCUCUUCCCAAACACAUACCUCAUUGUUGGAGUCUGCAGCGAUGAGCUAACCCACAACUUCAAGGGCUUCACGGUGAUGAACGAGAACGAGCGGUACGACGCUGUGCAGCACUGUCGCUACGUGGAUGAGGUGGUGAGGAACGCGCCGUGGACACUCACCCCCGAGUUCCUGGCAGAGCACAGGAUCGAUUUUGUUGCACACGACGACAUCCCCUAUUCUUCUGCUGGCAGUGAUGAUGUUUAUAAGCAUAUAAAAGAAGCAGGCAUGUUUGCACCAACUCAGAGGACUGAGGGGAUCUCAACAUCGGAUAUCAUCACCCGGAUUGUGCGGGACUAUGAUGUUUAUGCCAGACGGAACCUGCAGCGGGGUUACACAGCUAAAGAGCUCAACGUCAGCUUCAUCAACGAGAAGAAAUAUCACCUCCAGGAGCGUGUGGAUAAGGUGAAAAAGAGGGUGAAGGACGUGGAGGAGAAGUCAAAGGAAUUUGUCCAGAAAGUGGAGGAGAAGAGUAUUGAUCUCAUACAGAAGUGGGAAGAGAAGUCCCGAGAGUUCAUUGGCAAUUUCCUGGAGAUGUUUGGCCCAGAAGGCGCAUUGAAGCACAUGCUGAAGGAGGGCAAGGGCCGGAUGCUGCAGGCCAUCAGCCCCAAGCAGAGUCCCAGCAGCAGCCCCACACACGACCGCUCCCCGUCUCCCUCCUUCCGCUGGCCCUUUUCAACCAAGACUCCUCCCUCCUCACCCGCCAACCGCUCCAGGAACGAGUCUGCAGUCACCUAUGACAUCAGUGAGGAUGAAGAGGAUUAAGCUGCCAGCCGGGAUUUGCUGCGACCUGCUAAUCACUGAAUCCUAAGUCCAGACCCACUGGGGAACUCUAAAUGAGCAAGAGAGCCAUAGGAACAGGGCUGACGGUGAGCACAGGGCCUUAGAGGUACCCGUUGCUCUUAGCAAGGGCUGCUGCCUGGAAGCACAUUCAAACCUCCUCUCCCUUCUCCUCCCCAAAUUCCCUUUUUAUUGUUUACAUUCUAGUCGUUUCCAGCGAGAAGAUGGUUUUUAUAUUUUAAGAAAAUACUCUUUUAAAGCGCAAAGGAUAGCACUCAAGCGUGGCUUUUGUUUUGGUUUUUUUUCCUUGUUAAACCUCCAGGCAAGAGGGAGAGUGGGUAGACCCCAUCUGUCUCUUCUUUCCUUCAGCUCCUCUGUCUUAUUCCCUCCACCCCCAGGCAGUACCUGUGCCGCUGCCAAAGGAAAGACCCCUUGGUUCCUCAAGAGCACGCAGGAGGUGGUGAUGUGGGGAGGCUUCUAGGAAAGACGGACGUCUCUGCUGUGCUGGAGCUGAUAGGAAUCUAUCCAGCAGACCCUGUAGUGCUCAUGUGCCUCUUAGCUAAGCUUCCCAGCGUGUCGCUGUGAGGAUGUGCUGAGUAGGGGGCUACCAGCUUAGCACGCAGGAGUUACACCCUGGAAGAACUCACAGCACCAUAGAGUUGCACACCCCGUAAGCUCCGAGAAUUUUCAGCUCCAUAUUGUAUGGGAGCUGCAGGGGAAAGGCCUUUCCAGAUAACCUUAAUAAGACUGCUACAUGCUGAGCUAAAAUUCAGCCCUGAGUUGCUGUUGGAGAGAAGAGAAUGAGUCUUUGCUUCAGGGCUCUUGCUGUCUCUGCAUUUCCUUGGGUGUGUGAGAGCCCAGGUAGGAAAUGAAUGUGUGUCCUCCUUUGAGAAGUUCCUUGUCCCAUUCUCUGGUGUGUAGUAAGUUUUGUUGUCUGUCCAAAUGGCCCCUCAACACUGUGCUCUGUGCAUGUUUGUCUGUGUCUCAGUUGCUGUGCUAUAAGGGCUGGAGCAGCCCUUGGCACUGGUGCCGUGAAGUCGCUGCUAUAAGGACAAACCAUGAAUUCAUGCAGCCAGUUUGGUGUCCCUGUUGGUGUGUGCAGCUGCACAGGUGAAGGGCACGUUUUACCCCUGCGAGGGUCCCGCCCCGUGGGGCAGUUACCCGGCUUGCAUGGCCAGUGCACAACCCGGGGCCCACCCACUCUGCUCCUGGAGGUGGGUCAGGAAGAGCACCAGAGAGCACUACAGCUUUUUCAUAUUUUAAACAUGUAAUCUGCUCGUUUGAAACCAUGGUCCAAGUUGUGCUGCUGUUGUGUCUGUAAUAGCUGCUGAGCUUUAUGCCCUGUCAUGGCAGCCAGUGCUGGAGGGAUUGGUCUUGUUGUCCUGUAGCUGUGAAGCUCCUUCUUGCUUUUCUGUUCAGGUUUGCCUAUGAUAUCCGUUGUCUCUGGGUGGAGCUGCUGGGUUGAGUUGCCUGUAUCCUCCUGAGAUGCUGAGAGCAGAGGAGGACAGCUUGGAGCAAUACUGCAGGAAAGUCUUCAGAACUGGAUACAGGGCUUGAGGAGCAGUAGGUGCAAGGAGGCAAAUCAUCAAGCACUGCUUCAGGCUGUGCACAGUGUGAUGCUCCCAGGGGAUUCAGGGGCCCUGUGGUAGGACCAGGCUGCCACUUCUUCCUAGCUUUUAUCUUGCUGAUCCUUUGUCAUACUGCCCAAAGGGCUUGACAGAGACUCUGUGCUUCUGUUAAGGCCAGAGCCCAUACAGAAAAGGGUAUUUUGAGGAUUCCUCAUCUGCCACUUGGACCUCUCUUAGCAGGGAUGUGCACAGCUCUGGGAGUGUGGCUGGCUGCUAUGGAUUUUAAGCUGCAAAGAGCAAUAUUGGUGACUUGGUACAAGCCAGUUGUUAAUCCCCCCCGGUGUAUGAGUGCUAGAACACUUCAUUUACAUCACCCACAUUCUUUCUUCCCUCAUCCUCACCCUUCCCUCAGUAUGGGUGUUGUGUUGCUUUCCUGAGCUGGAUCACAAAGGCCAGGCUGCUUUAGAGCCUUACUACUGUUUUAAACACAAGUUAUGCAACAGUGUUCUGUAAAUUUGGGUAACAAUGGUGUUUUGAAUGCUGAUUUGUUCUGCAGAGACCUUGGUGAAUUUCUUGGUGUCUGCAAAACCCAGGGUGCUUGGUAAGAAGCCAGCCAUGGUUUUACAUGUAGCUUGGAAUAACAGAGCUGUUUCUUGUAACCAAUAAUUCCUGCUUCCUCCUUGCACUUAAAUUAAAUUGAACACUCAAAUCUCA
Messenger RNA from Apus apus (common swift), 4489 nucleotides. RefSeq names its product phosphate cytidylyltransferase 1A, choline (gene PCYT1A). The transcript has 9 exons. The record is from RefSeq and is a predicted model, not a curated record. NCBI's taxonomy places the organism in Eukaryota, Metazoa, Chordata, Aves, Apodiformes, Apodidae. Bases 1089 to 2192 code for a protein of 367 amino acids. Gene Ontology annotation, biological process: CDP-choline pathway. Gene Ontology annotation, molecular function: choline-phosphate cytidylyltransferase activity; phosphatidylcholine binding. Gene Ontology annotation, cellular component: endoplasmic reticulum.